ACAUGUGACAGACAUAAAAGGCAGCAUUGCGUCCCCGCUCGUUUUCGAUAUGACACCCUUCCCACAUGACCUGAUCUCUCAUUCGCAUAGACAUCAUGUGCAACGAUCAGCUAGACUUUGCCAUUGACAUCUACGGACAACAAUCUGCGACUGCUUUCGCCACGCCAUUCCUUUUCCUCUUUCCUUGCACCGAUGCAUCUGUCGCUAUCGCGACCAGUAUCCAGGAUAAGCUUGAGACUGGCUUGAACAUUUUGUGUCACCAGUUCCCCUACCUCGCCGGACGGGUCACGCUCAAUGCUCGCGGUGACUACGUGAUCCGCGCAGCUCAGCGGCCCGCCGUCGUACUUAGAAAUCGUUGCAACGAUGCCCAGGCUCCGUCGUUAGACGAACUCGUCGCCUCCCGCUGGUGCCAGGCCAAGAUGAGCGAAUCUCUGUUCUCUCCGGUGUUUGUGCUGGGGGGCAAGAAUCCAGAGCCUGAGGACCGAAACGCCGUUUUGACCGUUCAGUUGACGGUUCUCCGCGGUGGGGUUGCGGUGAACGUGGUCGGACACCACCAGGUCAUGGAUGGGACCGGGCAAGAGAGGGUCACGACGUUGCUUCAAAAGGCCUGCCGUGGUGAACCCUUCACCGAGGAGGAGAUUAGGCUCGGACUCAUGGAUCGGUCGACAUCGGUGACUCUCCUCGGCGACACAUGGCAACCGUCCGCCGACACGCCCUUUCUUCGCAAGCCGUCGUCACCCUCAGCGGCAUUCGCGUCACCGUCAGCUUGGGUCAAUAUCAGUUUCUCAUCGAGAUCACUCGUUCAAGUCAAGGCUGAAGCAAGCAAAGACUUGGAUCCAGGAUGCGCAUACGUUUCGACUGACGAUGCACUUGUCGCCUUGAUCUGGUCAUCGCUCGCUCGAGCUCGUUCUCAACGGUUGCCCAGCUCGGAGACAGCAACAUCGACCAUGGCCCGUUCGGUCGACCCGCGGAGAUAUGUUGGUUUAUCACGCGACUACCCAGGCUACCUACACAAUAUGGCAUUGACUACCGAAACGCUCGCAAGUCUAUCCACGACAUCACUCGGCAGCAUUGCUUCUCAUCUUCGCCGAGCCAUUGAUCCUGCGUCUUGCACGCUGGGCCAGACCACACGCGAACUCGGCACGCUCAUCCACCGCGCAGAAAACAGAAACGAGCCCGGCCCAGCGUCCGGUCUCGACCUCGACAUCGACAUCAUGUUUAGCUCGUGGGCCAACAUGCGGUGCUACGACUUCGAUUUUGGCCUUGGCCUCGGCAAGCCGGCGUUCUUCGGUCGUCCAAGGAUGACCGCCAAGGUCCCCAGCUUGAUGUUUCUGAUGCCCAAGCGAGCUGGUGACGCGAGCUGCACAUUGACGGCGUGCCUGAAUGAGAAGGACAUCGACGCUUUGCGUCAAGAUAAGAUUUUCUCAUUGUAUGCUGAAUACGUAGGAUAAGUCGUCGAGCUUCAAGCUACCCGACCUCGAACGAAAUGCGGGAUUAAUAUCGUAUGUUGGAUUGAUUUUCAAUUCGCUUUCG
Messenger RNA from Filobasidium floriforme, 1533 nucleotides. RefSeq names its product transferase. The record is from RefSeq and is a predicted model, not a curated record. The transcript has a single exon. Lineage: Eukaryota; Fungi; Basidiomycota; Tremellomycetes; Filobasidiales; Filobasidiaceae. The coding region runs from base 96 to 1451 and encodes 451 amino acids.